AUGGCCGUUCAAUCGAGAGUUGCAGCAGUCACUGGCGCCAACAAGGGCAUUGGUCUUGCCAUCGUGCGCAAUCUGGCCCUCACAUACCCCUCAUCGCCUCUCCGGCAGGGCCCUCUGACCAUCUACCUCUGCGCACGCUCAGCCUCGCGAGGCGCCGAAGCAGUCAAGACUCUCGAGAACGACCCCCAGCUCAAGCAGGCAAGAGUCCUCGCUCAGCACGGCGGCGACACAACAAUCACCUUCCACCAGUUCGACGUCAGCGACCAGUCCAGCAUUCACAACUUCCGCGACUUCCUGCGCAACACUCACCCCGACGGCAUCGACAUCCUGAUCAAUAAUGCCGGCAUCGCCAUGGACGGCUUCAACACCGAGGUCGUCAAGCAGACGCUGGCCACAAACUACUACGGCACCCUCGAAGCCACCCAGUCCAUCCUGCCCUUGAUCCGCGACGGCGGCCGCCUCGUCAACGUCAGCUCCAUGGCCGGCAAGCUCAACAAGUACUCGCCCGAACUCCGCCACGCCUUCAUCGCCGCCUCAAAGUCUCAAGUCGCCGACUGCACCUCCCUCAUGCAAGACUUCACCAAGGCCGUACAAGAUGGCAACGAGAAAGAGCUGGGAUGGCCAUCGGCCGCAUACGCUGUCAGCAAGGCGGGCACAACGGCUUUCACAAAGGCCAUCGCUGCCCAGAACAACAAGGUCCUGAUCAACGCCUGCUGCCCGGGCUACGUCAACACCGACAUGACAAAGGGCAACGGCGUCAAGACCCCAGAUCAGGGCGCAAAGACUCCCGUCAUGCUCGCUCUCGACGACAUCAACGGCUCCUCGGGCGGCUUCUGGCAGAGCGAGAAGAUCAUUGAGUGGUGA
This is a messenger RNA of Aureobasidium namibiae CBS 147.97, 864 nucleotides long. RefSeq names its product NAD(P)-binding protein. Gene Ontology annotation, molecular function: oxidoreductase activity. The coding region runs from base 1 to 864 and encodes 287 amino acids. The record is from RefSeq and is a predicted model, not a curated record. Lineage: Eukaryota; Fungi; Ascomycota; Dothideomycetes; Dothideales; Saccotheciaceae. The transcript is spliced from 2 exons.